This is a messenger RNA of Guillardia theta CCMP2712, 1328 nucleotides long. RefSeq lists its product as hypothetical. The record is from RefSeq and is a predicted model, not a curated record. NCBI's taxonomy places the organism in Eukaryota, Cryptophyceae, Pyrenomonadales, Geminigeraceae. The transcript has 7 exons. The coding region runs from base 5 to 1177 and encodes 390 amino acids.
GACAAUGCCGCGAGCGGAGGACGGGAGCAGUGCCGCUUAUGGCGCGUUCAGCACGCAAGAUAUCGAGGCUUUUGGAGCUGUAGCUCCCAAGGCUCCCGCCGCAGACCGCAGAUUUCGUGCUGUGUUGUCUGCAGCUUUCGUUGCCAUGGCUCUUACCGCAGUCAUCCUGGUCGCGACUUCGUCGUCCCGGGAAAACGUCGAGGCCGCACAGUGGACAGAGUUUGUAGACCCUGAGAGAGUUGCACUUGCCCAGGCCCUCAUGCGAGGCAACAGCGCCUUGAGAACUGCUAUCACCACAAAGCUUCAAGAGGUUGCUCCUGCUGCUGCUGUUCCCCCAGUUGGCGGACCAGGUUCAGGAGCUCCUGUCACUGCCCCGGAGGCUCCUGCUGGAGGUGAUGGGUCAGGCUCCGGACCAGCUGCUCCAGCUGGAGCUCAGCCCGUGCAGGAGCCAGGCUUCGUGAUCGCCACCACUGAUGACUCUGCUCCUCCUCCUGUUGCGGAAGGAACCACUUUCCACCACAUCAAGAACUUUGCCGGCACUGAGCAGAUGAUGAACAACGGUGAGGUUGCCGCCCAGGGUGCUGGAGCAGACUUCCAGAAUGGAGAGGUUGUCGGGGCAGGCGUGCAUGUGGCCAGCGGAAUCGGCUCAGGAGAUGGCGUUACCGUCGGAUCCGGAGUGAUCAAUGGACAAGGAGUCACCGUCGGCUCUGGAGAAGGCAUGGGCACCGGCAUGUUCGCAGGAUCCGGCGAGGGAACCGGUAUGAUGGUGGGCGUCGGAUCCGGCGUUGGCUCUGGCCACAUGAUCACGGUAGGAGACGGAUUUGUAGAAGGAAAGGGAAUUCUGGAGAACUACGAGGGUCACGACAUGUUCAUCGUCUCUGGGUCUGGAUCAGGGACUGGCAUCAGUGUGACCGACGGGUAUGGCUCGGGAACCAUGCUCAACAUUGGCAACGGCGAAGGAUCAGGAACCAACGUGGUGGUGGGAGACGGCCACGUUUCUGGAUCGGACAUUGCUGGAGAGAAUGGCGAGCUCUCAGGGGUCGACCUGACAGCGGGACACGGUGAGGGAUCGGGAAGUGACGUGUCGGUAGCCAACGGGACUGGAAGCGGCAGCUCUGUCUUCGUGGGCUCGGGAUCCGGAGAAGGAACUGGAUUCCUGGUUGGCGACUCUGCGUAGAAGGGGCAAGGAAGCUAUCCCAACAUCUCUAUCUUAGUGUAUCGGAGCCAUGUCUGUAUGCCUUUCACUGAAACUGUUUUUUGACUACCACGAGCCUCUGAGGCUCGCAGAGGGACUUCUAGUUUGUUAUAAUGAAAUAUGCUUAUCCUUC